AUGAGGAAGUAUCGCCAUUUGAUUUUUGCAACAAUCUGUUGUCUUUUACUCUUAGGCAAUCAUGAGGCUGAUGCACAGGUUAAAGAAAAUGUCAAAAUCGGUGCUGCUGCUGAUAUAAUAUUUCUAGUGGAUUCCUCUUGGAGCAUUGGAAACGAACAUUUCCAACUUGUUCGGGAGUUUUUGUAUGAUGUUGUAAAACAAUUAGAUGUGGGUGAAAAUGAUUUUCGGUUUGGUCUGGUCCAGUUCAGCGGAAGCCCACAUUCAGAGUUCCAGUUAAACACCUAUCAUACUUUGCAAGAUGUCCUCUUCCAUAUUUCACACAUGCCUUACAUGGGGGGAGGAACCAAGACUGGACAAGGAUUAGAGUUCCUAAUUCGGAACCAUCUAACUAAAGCUGCUGGAAGCAGAGCAAGCAAUGGUAUUCCACAGAUUAUUAUAGUGUUAACGGACGGACGAUCCCAAGAUGAUGUGGCUCUACCAUCAUCUAUACUUAAAACUGCUGAGGUAAACAUGUUUGCCAUUGGAGUGCAGGAUGCAGUGGAAUGGGAAUUAAAGGAAAUAGCAAGCGACCCCCUUGAUACACACCUAUUCAACCUAGAGAACUUUACUGCUCUCCACGGCAUUAUAGGAGACUUAGUUGCCAGCAUUCGCUCAUCCAUGACUCCAGAAAUGGCUGGAGUAGAAGGAGGGAUUAAAGACAUCACAGCACAAGAAUCUGCUGACAUUAUUUUCCUUAUUGACGGAUCAAAGAACGGCGCUGUCACUUUCUCAGCCAUUCGUGAUUUCAUUGCAAAUUUAAUUGAAAGACUCUCAGUUGGAGCUGAGCUCAUACGCAUUGGGGUGGUUAUGUUUAGUGAUGAACCCAGAACUGGAUUCUCCUUGAACAGCUAUACCCAAAAAGUUGAUAUUCUAGAGGCAGUGAAGGCCCUUAGCAUUCUUGGUGGCGAGGAAGCUAAUAUUGGAGAUGCUCUUGAUUUUGUCAUGCAAAACCACUUCACCCCCUCAGGAGGCAGCAGAAUAGAGGAAGGUGUGCCACAGAUCUUAGUGCUCAUAAGUAACGUUGAGUCUAGUGAUGACAUAAGAGAAGGAGUUUUAGCCAUGAAGCAAGCUAGUAUAUUCUCAUUUUGCAUUGGGGUCCAAAAUGCUGACAAUGCAGAGCUUCAGCAAAUUGCUACUGAUGCAAGCUUCGUAUUUACUGCCCUGGAUACACGUAACCUUGGUGAACUUCAAGAACUCUUACUGCCAAACAUUGUUGGAGUGGCCCAAAGGCUCAUUUUGUUAGAUGCCCCAACCAUUCUUACAGAAGGUGUGGGUGUGUCAAGUGAGGGUCUUGUGACAGGACUUGUGAUGGAUCAGCUGUGA
Messenger RNA from Pseudonaja textilis, 1362 nucleotides. Lineage: Eukaryota; Metazoa; Chordata; Lepidosauria; Squamata; Elapidae. The record is from RefSeq and is a predicted model, not a curated record.